Messenger RNA from Durio zibethinus, 972 nucleotides. RefSeq names its product thioredoxin-like protein YLS8. Lineage: Eukaryota; Viridiplantae; Streptophyta; Magnoliopsida; Malvales; Malvaceae. Gene Ontology annotation, cellular component: U5 snRNP; spliceosomal complex; U4/U6 x U5 tri-snRNP complex. Gene Ontology annotation, biological process: mRNA splicing, via spliceosome. The record is from RefSeq and is a predicted model, not a curated record.
AAAAUGUCCGGUUUACAAAUUAGGGAUUUGACAGAAACUUUUGAGAGCAAAAAGGUGAUCCAAAGAUGUCGUACUUGCUACCACACCUGCACUCAGGAUGGGCUGUAGAUCAGGCCAUCCUGGCCGAGGAAGAGCGUCUCGUCGUCAUCCGAUUUGGCCACGACUGGGAUGAAACCUGCAUGCAGAUGGAUGAGGUGCUUGCUUCGGUUGCUGAAACGAUAAAAAAUUUUGCCGUGAUUUAUCUUGUGGACAUAACAGAAGUGCCUGAUUUUAACACAAUGUAUGAGCUGUACGAUCCAUCCACGGUCAUGUUCUUCUUCAGAAACAAACACAUUAUGAUUGACCUUGGCACUGGAAAUAACAACAAGAUUAACUGGGCUCUGAAGGACAAGCAGGAGUUUAUAGACAUUGUUGAGACUGUGUACCGUGGGGCAAGGAAGGGUCGUGGUCUGGUAAUUGCUCCAAAAGAUUACUCUACUAAGUACCGCUACUGAAUAUUCUUGCGAGCUGUAGGUGAUCAGGAAGAUUUAUGGUCAUCUUUUGCAAAUUUGAUGCAGUACUAUUUCAUUUUAAACUGUUUAGAUGUGAAUGCAAUUGCAAUGCUUGUAUGAAUGUGGAGGAUACUUGACCUGAGAGUAAAAUUUGAGAGGAAAAUUUGAAACAUAUAUUUUAUGUGCUUUUUAUGCAUGUUUGCCAGUACAGCAUCUUGCACUUAAGACAUUUGAGUGUUGCACUGCUACCAAAACUAUGGUAUGUUAAAACGCAGGUUCUGUUGUUGCCGGUGAAUAUUAGGCUGAUGCAUGGUAUAAAGUUAUGUGCAUACGUGAAAAUAAGUUGGAAAUCUUAAUGGUGUGCAGUCACGUCUUUGUGCAAGCUUUCAUCAUAGCUUUUAAUGCAUGUGUGCAAUUGUCAUGUAUAAAAUAAAUAUAUGUGGUAUUAUUCGUGUCUUAUUCUGUAUAAAAUUAUUGCGUA